Molecule: messenger RNA, 1662 nt
Organism: Psilocybe cubensis
Lineage: Eukaryota; Fungi; Basidiomycota; Agaricomycetes; Agaricales; Agrocybaceae
Exons: 9
Coding region: 1-1662 (553 amino acids)
Source: RefSeq, a predicted model, not a curated record
AUGCGAAACACGCAUGCGCUUCUUUCACUCGCCCUGACCGCCGGCUCAGUCGCUGGUGCAGGCUGGAAUUUUGUUCAGAACGGAACUUCAGGUGUCUUAGCUCUCGAAGCGAUAUUUGUGUCACCAACGCUGGCCAUUUUCUUCGACCGUGCAACCAAUGACCCACUCACGAUCAACGAUCAUCCCGCAUGGGGUGCUUUGUGGAACAUUGAAACCAACACCGCAACCGCUUUGGAUGUGAAAUCGGACACUUUCUGUGCAUCGGGAGGGUUCCUGAGUAACGGCACUAUGGUCAGUGUUGGUGGACACAUCCCCGUUAUUAGUGCGGCGGUUGAUGGCCGUAUGGCUAUUCGUUUGUUUGAGCCCUGCGCCGACCCCGCAGGCAAUAAUUGCACCCUCUUCGAAGACCCAGAAAACCUUCAUCUUGCAGAGACAAGAUGGUACCCUUCUAGUCUGAGGAUUCCCGACGGCUCUUUGAUGAUUGUCGGAGGAAUUCACGAGCGCACACCGUUUUACAACGUAGACCCAGUCAACAACUUUGAAUUCUUCCCCCCAAAAGAUGGCGGAGUUCCUCGACCAUCUGCCUUCCUUGAAAGGAGUCUACCUGCCAAUCUUUUCCCAAGAGCUUUCCUCCUUCCCGAUGGUCGCGUAUUGAUGAUCGCGAAUAAUCAAACCAUCAUAUAUGACAUUGAACAGAAUACUGAAACAAUCCUGCCCGACAUCCCUAACAAAGUGCGCGUGACAAAUCCUUUCGAUGGAACUGCCACUCUUCUCCCUCUUUCCCCGCCCGAUUUUACUCCUGAAGUCCUGGUUUGUGGUGGAACAACUACAAGCGACCAAAUCCAACCCGCAAAUCUAUCGUCACAGGACCCAGCGACCAGUCAGUGCAGUAGGAUGACCAUAACUCCUGAGGGUAUCAAGAAAGGCUGGGAGGUUGAGCACAUGCUUGAGCCUAGAAUUAUGCCUGAGAUGAUUUUGUUGCCCAAUGGAGAGGUAUUGAUCGUAAAUGGAGGCAAGACCGGCUACGCUGCAUUCGGAACUGUCCCCGAUGCUGUAGGGAACCAGUCCAACGCCGACCACCCUGCAUUCACCCCCUCAAUCUACACACCCAGCGCCCCUCUAGGCAAGCGAAUUAGCAACAAGGGAAUGCCCACCACGGACAUUGCUCGGUUGUACCACUCCGUCGCCAGUCUAACACCUAAUGGUAACAUUCUCAUUGCCGGGUCAAACCCCAAUGGCGAGGUAGUGAAUGGAACUAAAUUUGGAACUGAAUUCCGCGUUGAAUAUCUCAACCCGCCAUUCAUGUCUGAGGCCCGCCCCGUUCUCUCUAACGUUCCCAGCAAAAUUGCUUUCAACAAGCGCUUCACCAUCGACGUCGAUGUGCCUCAACAUCUCCCGGCAUCUUCCAUCAAAGUGGCCCUCAUGGACCUUGGCUUCUCCUCGCACGCUUUCCAUUCAAGCUCCCGCCUUGUCUUCAUGGAAGCCACUCUCUCGCCCAAUCGUAAAUCGCUCUCCAUUCUCAGUCCUCCAAACAACAAGAUUUACCCACCAGGUCCUGCAUUUAUUUUCGUGACUAUCGACGAUGUUACGAGCGCGGGAACCCGUGUAAUGGUUGGAAACGGGCUUCCGCCGCCUGUGGCCGAUCAAGGAGUUCCACUCUAG